This is a messenger RNA of Durusdinium trenchii, 1107 nucleotides long. Lineage: Eukaryota; Dinophyceae; Suessiales; Symbiodiniaceae. The record is from the annotation of a GenBank genome assembly.
AUGAGGUUGGAAAAGCCAGAUGAAGAGACACGGCCCAUCAUGCGGCUCGUCUACCGUGGACGUUGUGCAUCUCUCUGGGAGCUUGUGGAUGAUCCGGACUCUUCGAAGGCUGCCUGGUGGCUCUCCAUUUGCUUGAAGGCACCUUGGAUGCUCCUCAGGGUCGUGGCUUUUCUUCAGAGCGUGGAGGGGCCUCUGUGGAGUCAGACGUUGAACUACCUGGGUAGCACUUGUGACUUGGUCUUCUGCCUUGAGUUCCUCGUGCGCCUGGUCGCCGCCCCACGCAAGAUGGUCCACCUUCAGGAUCCUUUCAAUUGGAUGGACUUCCUGGCCGCCCUGGCGCUGCCCUUGCGCAUCUCCGUGGUCUUACACCCAUACUCCUCGGCGGCCGAGGUGAUCUUGCUCUUUUUUCUGCCGGUCGUGUGCUCCUUAAAGCUGCUCCGCUAUUUUGAGUCCUUCCACUUGCUGAUUGGCGCCUGCAAACGUUCCGUCCCUGCCUUACCAAUGCUGCUGUACACCAUGGGCGUCAUUACCUUGCUGUCCUCCAGUGCAAUCUAUUUGGUGGAAUCACGGGACAAUAUUCCCAGUAUGCCACAUGCUCUUUGGUUAGCCUUGGUCACCGUCACCACCGUGGGCUACGGCGAUUUUGCUCCAAAAUCCACUCCGGGCUACGUGGUGGUCUCCAUCCUCUCAUGCGUCAGCGUCUUAUUCUUGGGCUUGCCGGUGGGAAUCAUUGGUCAUGAAUUCAAAAACUGCUGGGAAAGCCGCUCGCGCGUGCUCCUCACGACGCGCGUGCGGAAAUGCCUGGCCAAGUGGGGCUACACCGCGCAAGACUUGCGCGUGUUGGUGGAAUUCGUGGAUGAAGACGGCGACGGCCACUUGAACCUCUCCGAGUUUAUCGCCUUGAUCAACCAAAUGCGCAUUGGCAUUAGCGCCGAAGUGGCCAUCCAACUCUUCGUGCUCUUCGAUGACAACCAGAACGGAUGCUUAGUCUCUUGGCGCCGUCCGGGACCAUUCCGCGGACCGAAUCGCGGUCAGCAUGGAGGGCGUGUCACUCCAUGGAAGAACCUGUGCUCCUCAUUCGCACCAGUUCGAACAGCGAAUGCCUAA